Humulus lupulus (European hop) is the source of this 927-nucleotide messenger RNA. RefSeq lists its product as uncharacterized. The transcript has 2 exons. The record is from RefSeq and is a predicted model, not a curated record. The coding region runs from base 1 to 927 and encodes 308 amino acids. Lineage: Eukaryota; Viridiplantae; Streptophyta; Magnoliopsida; Rosales; Cannabaceae.
AUGCAUUACAUUAGAGAUGUACCAAAUGGGGAGAAUUAUGAUAGAAAGUGGUUGGUUUAUUCAGUUUCUUUGGAUAAAGUAUUUUGUUUCUGCUGUAAAAAAUUUGCAAAGAAGUAUCUUGUGGGCCUUUUAGUUGAUGAAGGUAUCAAUGAUUGGCAUAAUAUUUCUGAUCGAUUUAAAAGCCAUGAACUAAGUAAACAACACAUUGAGUCUGUUGCUAGUUUGGUAGAAUUAGAAAAACGAUUGAAACUGAAGUUAACUAUUGAUGCUAGUUUACAAGAACAAGUUAAUCAAGAGAAAAAACAUUGGAAACAAGUAUUAGAGAGAAUCCUUGCUAUUGUGAAAAGACUUGGGAAAAAUAAUUUGGCAUUUCGAGGAGAUUGUGAAAAACUAUAUGAGAAUAACAAUGGGAUUUUCUUACAAAUGAUAGAAUUACUUGCUGAAUUUGAUUUUACUAUGCAAGAACAUGUUCAUCGUAUUUUAAAAGCUUCUACAAAGAGAUGGAAAGUUUUUAUAGAUCAUGUACCUGGUCUCACUGUUAAGACAUUAUCAGGAUCGCGUUGGGAAAUUCGUGUUGAGAGUGUUAAAGCAAUAAGAUUUCAAGCUCCAGAAAUUAAAGAAGCUUUGAAUUACUUAAAAAAUAGCAAGGAAGAUGCCAAAACAAAGAGUGAUGAUGAGACUUUAUCAAUGUAUAAUAUUCUGAAUUUUGAAUUCUUGUUGGACAUGGUUAUUUGGUAUGACUUGUUGUGUGUUGUUAAUAAUGCUAGAAAAAUUCUUCAAAGUAAAGAUAUGGUUGCUAUCAAAGAGUUAAAAUUUUUACUUUCAUUUCUUCAAAAGUAUAGAGAAAUUGGUUUUGAGGAGGCUAUGAUUGAAGCUACUAAGAUUGCAAGUAAGAUGGAAGUUGAACCUGUGUCUAUGGAAAAAUGA